Molecule: messenger RNA, 1560 nt
Organism: Mollisia scopiformis
Lineage: Eukaryota; Fungi; Ascomycota; Leotiomycetes; Helotiales; Mollisiaceae
Product: cytochrome P450
Exons: 6
Coding region: 1-1560 (519 amino acids)
Molecular function (GO): monooxygenase activity; iron ion binding; heme binding
Source: RefSeq, a predicted model, not a curated record
AUGUUUACGAUCAAAGAUUUGGUGUCGAUUGCUUUGACUUAUCUGGCUGCACAUAUCGUCGUUUUUUGUCUAUAUCGAGUCACACUCCAUCCUUACGCCAAGUAUCCGGGACCUUUCCUCGCAAAAUUCACAAGUCUUUACGGCGCUUACCAUGCAUAUCAUGGGGAUAUUCACCUUGAUGUUGAGAGGUGUCACAAGAAAUACGGCAAAUUCGUUCGAUAUGCUCCAAAUUCGCUUCUAGUGGAUUCUCCAGAAGGAUUUCAUGAUAUUUAUGAUAAUUUGAAGAAAGUCAAAAAAGCAAAAAGUUAUAAGGUGCACGGCCAGGGGAACUUGAUAGGGAUUCAGGACAAGGCGGAAUACGCGUGGAACAAGAAAAUCUUCCAGCAGGGAUUCUCCGAUACUGCAAUUCGAGAGCAUGAGCCCAAAGUGAUCAAGGAAAUCGAUACAUUUAUCGAGAAACUAUCAGAAAAUGAGACGCCUGAGAAGAACGGCAAUAAUUGGACCAAUCCCAAGAACAUGGCUCUGUGGUGUAACUGGCUUACAACCGACGUCGUCAGUAAGGUAGUCUUCACCACAUCUUGGGAUUUGAUGACCUCGAGCGCCAACCGUGGUGUGACGGAAUGUUUCAAGACGAUAGUCCGCUUGGUCGGCAUCCUUCACUACUGGCCUCAUCAACCGACCCACGAAAUUGGCUCCCUGAUAUUGCUCCCCCAUCUCGCUUGGAGCGUAAAGGAUUUGAUGAAAUAUUCCAAGGAAGUCAUGGCAAGCAGUAAGGCGGCAAGGAUAGAAGAUCCGUCCAUCAAAGAUGUUUUCGGCUUCUUUAGCUCUGUGAAAGAUCCGAACACGGGCGAGUUGGCACUCACUCCCGAUAGUGUAAGAAGGAAUACGGCGAAUUUCAUCAUUGCUGGCUCCGACACAACUGCUAGUUCUAUCGCAGCAACGUUCUUCUACUUGAGUCACAACCCAACUGCCUACGCCAAAGUCGCACAAGAAGUCCGCUCAGCUUUUCCCUCUGUAGCAUCUAUUCGUGCUGGUCCCACACUCAACAACUGCGUCUACCUCCGCGCUGCCAUCAACGAAUCGCUGCGCAUGUCACCCGUUGCACCUCAACCACUAUGGCGCGAAGCUGAAGAGGGCGGGUGCUUGGUCGACGGGGAGCUCAUCCCUGCUGGUCUGAAAGUAGCUUCGGGUAUCUUCUCCCUCCACCAUAACGAAGAAUUAUUCCCAGACUCCUACAAAUACGACAUCGAACGCUGGAUCAUAGAUCCAAAGAAGGAUGAGGAGAAGGAGAAGGAGAGGAUCAAGGAGAUGUCGAAGAGUUAUGCGCCGUUUUCUGCUGGUCCUCGACAGUGUAUUGCGAAGAAUUUUGCGCUGAUGGAAUUGAUGCUUACGAUGGCCAAUGUAUUCGUGAGACUCGAUUUUGAGAAGGUCGGGACGUUGGGAGAGGGGAGAAAGGGGAUGGGAGAAGGGAGGGAGAGGGAAGGAGAAUUUCAGAUGAAGAGCUAUUUCACGAGCUAUAUGGAAGGACCUAUGAUUAGGUUCAAGACGAGAGAAGUUUGA